UGCACAGUCUCAGCAUGCUGCACGCCUUUGCUUCUCAAGCAAGCUGCAAGCACGAAUAAAGAGUCUGUGGUGCCGGUUACCCUGACUUUAUCUUCCCAGCUUCCCACUCUAUCUCCUGUCCUAUCCUCCAAAUAAAAGCAUCAAAUACCCUCAAAUAAUAUUUAAAAAACAUGAUGAGUCUGCCAAGUGCAGAAAAUGUUCUUCACUUCACUUUAACAGAAUAAUGAUGAAUGCCUUGAGGAUGAAAAUUGUGAUUAACACGCAAAACUAUAUUCACUAAAUCUCUCUACUCGUGAAGCCUCUCAGAUAUUUAAUGUGUUUAUAGUUUUAGAUGCCAACUACAUGGGAAACCAGUACCUUCUGAGGAGAUGCGAGUACGCCGACUACAUGAACAUGAUGGGAAUGUCCGACUGCAUCCGCUCCUGCCGUAUGAUCCCCAUGCACAGAGGAUCCUACAGGAUGAAGAUCUACGAGAGGGAGAACUUCGCCGGUCAGAUGAAGGAGCUGAGCGAGGACUGUGACAACAUCCAGGACCGCUACCGCAUGUCCGACUGCCAGUCCUGCAACGUGAGGGACGGCCACUGGCUGAUGUACGAGCAGCCCCACUUCAGAGGCAGGGUGAUCUACCUGAGGCCCGGCGAGUACAGGAGCCUGAGGGACGUCGGCUCCAGCAACAUGAGGGUCCAGAGCAUGAGGCGCAUCAUGGACACCUGUAACUAAGAUCAUUCUAAAAUAAAAAGUAACAGACUCCA
Notolabrus celidotus (New Zealand spotty) is the source of this 752-nucleotide messenger RNA. RefSeq names its product gamma-crystallin M3-like. Gene Ontology annotation, molecular function: structural constituent of eye lens. NCBI's taxonomy places the organism in Eukaryota, Metazoa, Chordata, Actinopteri, Labriformes, Labridae. The transcript has 2 exons. The coding region runs from base 343 to 720 and encodes 125 amino acids. The record is from RefSeq and is a predicted model, not a curated record. Gene Ontology annotation, biological process: lens development in camera-type eye; visual perception.